UUUCCAAAGCUCUGAUUAAGCAGAUGGUUAUCAACAUUUGGCCAUUACAAUAGUGUGGCUUGUGUCUCUCUACAGAAUUUUUCUCAGAUCAAGCUGGGAUUUCUGGUUUAGAGAUGCAGUCAAAUUCCCUUUAUGUAUCUCAGAGUACAGUAAGACAAGAAUUCUGAGGGAGCUAAAUAACUCUUGUCUACAGUACAACAAUAUUGUCAUCUCUAACUUGUUUCUGAAUGACACUAUGUUAUGAAGAAUAUUGUCCUUUUAACUGAAAUAUUGGCUGCCUGGUAUAAUCUCUGGAAAGAACACUUUUGGGCGGCUGAAGGAAAGGCUGGAUAUGAAAUAAUAAUCUAGUGCAAUAAAGAUCAGAUAGGCUGAAUCUUAUGUAUGCAAAUAAAUUUCCAUGUGAAGACUCCAAUCAUGCAUGUGCACUUCAGGAUCACUUGUCCAGACAUCUGGAAGAUUAAGUCUCUACCACUUUUACUUGUUUGUAAUAGCAUCCAUUAAUUAAAGCUCAUACAUUUUCAAAUGAGAGUAAUAUUCUUCAGAAGGAAUGUUCUUUAGCUAGGAUGGCUGAUGAACCCAAACAGAACUGACUGGAACUAGGAAAAGAAUAGGUAGGUUUUACAUUUUGGUGUAUAUCUCUAGAAUGUAUGUAAUAAAAUUUGUUACACACUUAAAGCAUAUAAUAAGGUUCAACAAAUGCAUCUUUCAGUCAUUUGCGUUUCUGGUGAGAGUAACUGUGUCCCAUUUAACAGAGAGUUAUCACUGUAUGGAGAUGGGAAGGAGCAGUCAGUUCAGGAGCAGCAAACAGAGGCUUGAGGCAACACCUUUCACUGAACCACAGGAUACGUUGUAUCUCCCACAGUGCAACAGCCUGGAAUAUCAGUAGUUAGCAAGAGACAGAACUGUCUCAUGGGCCUAUGGUCCUCAUGGCUAGUGUUUUCUGUACAAAAUACUGGUAAUCAAACUACAUUAAAUGUGGUACAAUGAUGCCAAGGGAAUAAGUGACCCCAAGAAGACUAAAUGAACAGUAAGUUAACUAAGUAGAAGGUUUAAUGUACCAGAAGGAUAUGAUUAGUUUAAUGAAGGAGGCAAGAGGAAGAAACAUCCUGAUUGCUCUUUCAGUUUCUUUUCAAAGAGCAAUAAAUACUUGGAACUAGAUUAUGUUUCUCCUGAAGAGACCACAUUGUCAUUUAUUACAGACUAAUGGCAGAUGUCUUACCUAAUUGUUUUGUCUGAAGUGAGACAUUCUGGCUGAUAUUGGGCCAUAGGAAGAAAUUAAAUGUCUCUAGACUUUAUAAAGUACUUCACAUCCUGAGGAUUUAUCUUUUUCUAUGGCUGUUCUUGAAUCUUGAGAGCUAAGACAGUGCUGCUGGGAGAAGCUUCUGGUAGUACUCUGGAUUUCUAAGUUGAAAUAUGCAAUGGCAGCAGCCAGUGAAUUUUGGGACCUGAAGUCUUCAGGAGAAGUCUUAGGUGUAGCUUUGUGAUGGUGAGAGGCCCCCAGCAGGAGUGUUCUUCAAUCCUGUUCCCCUUACAUAGGCAACUAUGCUUACAUAGGCAGCCUUGGGACUCAGGAUUUGCAUGUGGGCUGUGUGUGUGUUAUUUCUGACUUGCUAUGUAUUCAUCUCGAGACUGAUGAUCGAUAUCAAGAUGUGAAAUGCUACUUUCAGAGGUUUGGGGUAUUUUCUCAAAUACAGGAGACUGCUUCCUUCCUUCCGACUAAAGAACUUGGUAGCUAAUUGAAAUCUAAAUUCUAAGAGAAAUCAGCAAAGAUAUAAGUUAACAUGUUUAAAAUAACUCUUCAGUUGAGGUGGUUACUACAGGUACUUUUUAAUUCCAGUGUUGGCUAUUUCUAGAAGUUGUUUCUACCUUCACUAGUUGUCUAAGACAAGAAAUCCCUUGAAAACGCAAUAGUUUAAUUUUCUUUAGCUUCUCUUUUUUUUUGCUCAGAGGUUUCUGUAAUACACUGUAUAGUACACACUUUAAGUGAGCUUGAGUCACUGAUGUAUUUUUUAUUCUGUUUUCAAAUUGUGGCAAAUUUUUGGACAUUUUAACAUUAUGUAUUUCUUCGUAAUUCUGGAACAGUCUUUCUCUUUAGCUGGUAGAAUUGGUUAACCAGGCUGGAGAUGCACAGUACCUGCCCUGUGAUAGUCACUUUUAGCAGCCUUAUCCUGCUCAAUCCAUUUUUCUUUUAGGAUCUAGUGUGGUGAUACAUGUUGGAACACUGCGGAGUUGAGAGGUCAGUAAAAAUUUGUCAGUCAGGAAUUCUCUGUUGAGGCCAUGCUUUUCUCUGCCUUUCUUUGAGUCCUGGAGCUGAAUUUAAGGAAAGUGUAAUUCUUGGAAAAAUAGAGGAAGGAAAGCUUUUUCUUUCUCAUGAAACUCGUGAAAGGUAAUGGGAAACUAGGCGUGUUUAGCUUUGAAAGCAAAAGAAGGGUGUGUGGCUCAUUUUGUCACUUUCUCAGAGUCAACAAGACAAGAGAAGAGUCUUGAAGCAUUAGUGACAGGAUGUGACUUCUGUCAGCUGGACUAGCUCUUUUCUUCUUAACCUGUAUCUGCCUUCACCUUCUUGAUUGUCUGCCUGAUGAGAUUCAGUCUUGCUAUUUAGCUGUGACUGUAAGGUAGGAACUUCUGUCGGGGGGAAACAAAGCUGGUUAAGUAACUGCACCUAAAAAGCACUUACUGCAUGGUUUGCUACCAGAUGUCAGCUCUACUCUUUGCCCAUUCUUUCACAAAAGGCCUGAGAUGAUAAAGAACGUGCUGAGCAAGUUACCAGGCCAUGGGAAGUGGCAAACAGCUGAAAAUGGGGAGGAGAACGAGAUUACUGUUUCAAAUAGUCUUGGAAAAUGGAAGAUGUCAUCUGGAACAAAGCAGGUAUCAGUGAGUAUGAAAGCUCACUGGCUGUUUGUAGGCUGGACAGAGUGGAUAUGUGGUGGUGGAAGAUGAAGUUAUGUGGAAAAAAAACAUGAAUUUUUGGAUAAUGAACAAAUAAGGAUAUAUUAUCAAGUUGUUAGAAAGAGGGUAAGCACAUGGGCAAGGAGCUUGAAAGUAAUUUGAACUAAUUUCUUGUUCUUGUCAGAGUUGGUUGGUCCUACAGUUGGUCCUACAGUUUCAGCUUCUGACUUCUUAUGUGAGAUGGAGACCAGUUGCAGGGUGUUCAGAGGAGAGCAAUGGUUUAGAAAGUGGUUUAAAAGGAAAGAUUGAAGAUUGAAAAAAAUUAGAAUUGUCUUGUGAUUCUAGGUAGAGAAUCUGGAGGCUGUCUUUUUGGGCUUCUAUCUGUUUCACUUUUUUUUUGGAUUGCUGCUAAGUGUAAAUCCUAUUCUUUGAUGAAGCCCACUGCUUCUUAUUUGCAUUUAUUUUUAAUAACAUCACAGCUGCAGGAACUGCUAAGAAAAAAUGUGGUCUUCCUACAGGUGCACAAAUGGGAAAGUGAGAGUGCGCUGUUUGAGGAUGUUAGUGCCUGACCAAGUAAAAUCCAUGUAGCUCAGUACUUGCUACUGUCAGAUAAGAAGGGGCUGUUGGCAUAAAUAUAGACUAGUAGUUCCUGUUUUGCUUUUACAGUAUAGACACAUCUUGAAUUGGAACUCUUACUGUUCUACAGAUCUGUUUUUAAAAUGAGUUUUUAUAAUAAAUUUGUACUUCUUUGUUUCAUGGUCUCAGAAAUGUCUUUAGGCAUUGAAUUAUCUAAUUUAAUUAUUUUCUAGACAAAGAAGGACAUAAGAGCAACUUUUUAAAAAUUUCAUUUGAUGUUCUCGAGUUCUUCUGGAAAACACUUCAGGCAUUUGACAUAGCAUAUCACUUUGUGCUACAAUGAUUUUUCUUUGGGUGUACUUUGAUUUUACACCUGUCAUUCUUACAUUUUUUGUGAGCUAAAAAUUCUCUUUGUGUGUAAGCUGCUCCAUGCUAUGAUCAAUAUUAUCUAUAUAUUUUUUUGUGCUUCAAGUUUUUCUUUAGCUAGAAGAACUUCAACAAACAGGGGUACCACUAAUCUGUCAGCAGCAUAAGGCUAUGUUAUGUUUUCCCUUCCCUUCAUUAAAAAAUAGUUUAAUAUUCUGGAUGGUUUCUAACCUGACUGCUUGAAAGCACUGAACAAAUGUUUUUGAAGCUAUGUGUUCUGUUACAGUUUUUUCUGGCACUAUUUAAUAACUCCUACCAGUGUAUUAUGUUGCAUUUAUUGACAUGUGACUUCAUCUGCUGCUUUCUGUGCUUGCUGCUCAGUGUUCUGAGGUUUUGCAAGUUUUGUAAUGGUUUGUUGGUUUUGAUGAAUCAGAAUAAUUUUGUAUAAAGCACAGAUGCUUCUGUUAUGAUGUGUAGGCAGGUAACCAUUCUGAAGAGCAGUCCAAGCCCAGGCACAGAUUAUGAAGAGGCUUCUGAGCUCUUUCCCCUGUCAGGCUUUGUCUCUUAAUCUUACCCUGCAAGGUCUUCAGUUCUCUAGUAGCUUCCUAUCAGAGACAUCAGCAGAAACUUCCUACUUCCAACACCUUUUGCCACAGCAUCCUUGAUGCCUUCAUAGAACUCUUCAAGUUGUGGCACAUGAUUUUGCUCUGUAAAAGCUGCGUUGUUCUUUUUUUCUUUUGAUUUAUUCUAGUGUACAGAUUCUUAGGCAUGGUUUUAACCAUCUUGUGCAGUAUCAGAGUCAGACUGUGUUGUGCUUCUGAUUGCCUUGUCCCAUCUGAGGAAAAAUUUAUUUAUUUUCCUCUCUUGAUACUUCUUUGCUUGGCUCAACUUAAGCCCAAGUUUUUGCAGAAUUAAUAUUUUUGAAAUUUCAAUGCUUUGGCUCAAGAGUGUUGGACUGGUGAAUUCUUACUGAUAAUUUGAUAUUUUUAAUUGCCUCUUGGAUGCUUCAUUUUUAGAAAAUGCGUUAUAUAUCCUAAAUCUGAAGAGGAUCUAAUUUGGGGAUUGGCCUUAACUGUCUUGUUAGUAAUUUCAGAAAACAACAGAUCAUCUAGGUUUUCUAUUCUGUCUUUAUCUUCUUAUGAAUUUGUCUUUUAUACCUUCAUUAGCUAGUGAAUUAUUGCAUUGAGGUAGCAAGAUGUUUGUAACUAUCAGAUUCUGCUAUGUUUGAGCUCAGAAAUAACAGUGGACAUAUUGUGAGAUUUUAUUGCCUUCUGGCAGAUGGCUGUGCAAUUCACUGGAAAGCUUUUAUUAUGAUUCCAUGUACUAGCUAGUCUAUGCCUGUCAAUUAGACCUGUAUUGGACUUGCAUUACCAGCUUUAAGUUCUACUAAUGACCUGUGUACAGAUGAAAAAAUGCACAUAGGUAAAAAGUUAAUAGUAACAGGAAUUCUAAGGAAAAGUGGGGUUUGCAUUUAGUUUUCUUAUUGACAAAAUUCUGCACUCCAAAAUACGUGAUAGCUCAGUUCUUUAAAAAGAGAAAUAAAGCUAUGUUGUUGUUUGUGUUCAGGGAGCAGAAGAUAGAACUUCUUUGUGUUGAAGUAGCUCCAGCCUGUUGUUUCAUUUGAUAAAUGGAAAUUUUUAAUGGGCUUCAUUUUACCACAUGCAGUUCUUAACAUUUGCAUGAAACUUGAAUGUGCCCAGGUGCUGGUGGUGGUGUUUGUUCCACUUUCAUGAGUCCCAUUUGAAUGAGGAUUAGGAUUUAUGUUCCUGUCCAGUGACUGGUGUUUCUUCUACCCACUUUGUAUUUUUGUUAGUAAGAUGAGCCAAAUUUACUCUAAUGUUUUGCUCUUGCUUGUACUUUUUUGCUAGUGGAGACUUACCCUUGGGCUUUGCAAAUUUGGAACAAAUUAUUUUGUAUCUGUUUCUUAGAAAUGGGAUGAAUUUUAUAAUGCUUGUAACCUCCUGUGGUUUUUUUUUCUCCUUUCGUAUUUACUUGCUGAUCCUUUUCAGUGCCUGAAUCUUAGUAUCGCUUAGUCUUUUCUAUUUUUGGUCAUGGAGAAUAGAAGUUUUGUAUUUAUAUUAGGCAGUUCUUUGUUUCUCAAACAUACUAAGUAACCAGAAGGGAAUACUAAAUAAUGCUGCUUGAAUGUGAGCUACGACUGUCCCUUCUCAAGGUUUUAUGAAUGUGUUUGUGAGCAGUGCUUUGUUUUAAAUAAUGGAGAAUUUGAAAAUAAUUUUGUUUUCUUCACCCCUACGCACUUGUCUUUCUUUCAGUUUUGCUUUAUGUGUUUUUUCCUAUGAGGGCAUUGCUAAACUGUUAUGGAAUGUUUUAUUUGAAGUUGGACAUUGUGGUGUGAGAUUGUGAGUGAAUGCUUAUCAUGGGUCCACACACAGAGAUUAUACAGUAUACCUUACACUUGUAAGUUGUCUGCAAAGCUUGUUCUUUACCAUUCUUUAAACCAAAUAUAUUUUUUCCUUAAUAUAAACCCUCAAAACCUUCUGUGUCAGUUUGCUUCACCUAAAUUGUGGUCCAGAUUUACAAUUUGAAGUUUUGGUCCUGCUAGUCAUCCUAACUUCCUGACCUCCUACUUUUCUAGAUCUUAGAGUAGUUAGAGCCAGACAGAAAUGUAUGUCUUGAGUGGUUCCUUUCUCUCAUUGCCACUUGUUUUCUUCCACUCUUAUGAAUAACUUGGUCUUUCAUAUAACAAAUUUUGGCCUUCUGUGCUUUCAUUUUCCUUAAUAGGUUUCUGUUUUCAUUUUACCAAGGGCAAGAUUCAUAAAUAAGUAAAAUUGUCUUAAUUUUUCAGCUACAGUACACUUGUCAUAAAAAAUUCCAAGAACUUAAAGAAAAAUCUUCUCUUACAUGUGUAGAGACAAAAUUAUUUCUUCACUCAAAAUUAUGUGUACUAAGUGAUAGCAUAGUAUUGCUAGCAGUCAUUUGAGAAAUCUGCUCUUUUCUUUUAGUUGUAUUGUCUGGUUUUUUUGGGUUUUUUUUAAAGCUGGUGUCUGGUAAUCUGAAAAUGCAGGGUAACUUACCUAAGUUUCAGUUUUGCAAUGUAUUUGAAAAUGGUGAGAUAGUUAAAAGAAGUUUGAUAUGUUUUUCUUUCACAGAGUCUCCAGAAAAGAAAAAAAAAGUAUCUUUCAGUAGGUGAAAAUCAGAGGAAGUAGCUGCUGGCAUAGGAAAACUGUAUUAAAGGACAUUUCUGAAGGAAAACUUUUAAGAUGUGGUGAAGAGCCUCUAUUUUCCCCUGUCUGGUAUAUAGUGCCUUAAAAAAUGGGGUUUGGAGGUGACCUGAAGUAUUCUCAUGAUGCUUUAUUAAAACUGCAAGACUGGGAACUACGACUGCUGGAAACAGUGAAGAAAUUUAUGGUAAUGAGAGUAAAAAGUGAUAAAGAAUAUGCGUCCACUUUACAGAAUCUUUGUAACCAAGUAGAUAAAGAGAGCGCUUGUCAAUUGGAUUAUAUCAGCAAUGUGUCCAAGUCUUGGUUGCUUGUGGUACAGCAAACAGAGCAGCUGAGCAAAAUAAUGAAGACACAUGCUGAGGAUCUUAAUUCUGGGCCCUUGCAUAGGCUUACAAUGAUGAUCAAAGAUAAGCAGCAAGUUAAGAAGAGUUUUGUAGGUGUUCAUCAACAAAUUGAAGCGGAGAUGUACAAGGUCACAAAGACAGAACUAGAGAAACUUAAAUCUAGCUACAGGCAACUAAUAAAAGAAGUAAAUUCUGCCAAAGAAAAGUAUAAAGAAGCUGUGGCUAAAGGAAAGGAGACAGAGAAAGCCAAAGAUCGGUGUGAAAAAGCCACUAUGAAACUCCAUAUGUUGCAUAACCAGUAUGUGUUGGCGCUGAAAGGAGCACAAUUACAUCAGCACCAAUAUUAUGAUACUACACUUCCUCUGUUACUUGAUUCACUACAGAAGAUGCAAGAAGAAAUGAUUAAAGCCCUAAAAGGGAUCUUGGAUGAGUAUAGCGAAAUCACCAGUCUUGUAACAGAAGAGAUUGUGAAUGUCCAUAAAGAGAUCCAGACCUCAGUGGAACAGAUAGACCCUAACUCUGAGUAUAAUGACUUCAUAGAUACUCACAGGUCAUCAGAAGUUGUUGAACAAGAAAUAGAGUUUGAUACGUCUUUACUAGAAGAAAAUGAAAACCUUCAAGCUAAUGAGAUCAUGUGGAAUAAUUUAACAGCAGAAAGUUUGCAAGUCAUGUUAAAAACAGUAAUAGAAGAACUUAUGCAAACGCAGCAAACCCUUCUGAGCAAAGAGGAACUUGUUUUGGAACUAGAGAAAAAAAUAGAAGAGUCAUCUAAGACAUGUGAAAAGAAAUCUGACAUUGUACUCUUGCUGAGCCAAAAGCAAGCGCUUGAAGAACUUAAGCAAACAGUCCAGCAAUUGAGAUGCUCUGAGGCAAAAUUUGCAGCACAGAAAGAACUACUGGAACAAAAGGUUCAAGAGAAUGAUGGGAAAGAGCCACCACCUGUAGUGAAUUACGAAGAAGAUGCCAGAUCAGUGACUUCUAUGGACAAGAAGGAUAAAGUGUCAAGGUUUGACACUAUACGUCAUUCCAUAGCUGGAAUUAUAAGGUCUCCAAAAUCCAUGUUGGGUUCAUCAUCGUUCUUUGAUGUAAUCUCAACCACUGAGAAACCAUUGGCUGAGCAAGACUGGUAUCAUGGUGCAAUUCCAAGAAUAGAAGCCCAGGAGCUGUUAAAGCAGCAAGGAGACUUCUUGGUGCGAGAGAGCCACGGGAAACCUGGUGAAUAUGUCCUUUCUGUGUUUUCAGAUGGACAACGGAGACACUUUAUCAUACAAUAUGCUGAUAAUCAAUAUCGUUUUGAGGGAACUGGCUUUCCAACUAUUCCUCAGCUUAUAGAACAUCAUUACACAACGAAGCAAGUUAUUACAAAGAAGUCGGGUGUUGUUCUGCUUAAUCCUGUUGUUAAGGAUAAGAAGUGGGUUCUCAAUCAUGAAGAUGUCACGCUGGGGGAAUUACUGGGCAAAGGUAAUUUUGGUGAGGUGUAUAAAGGAACAUUAAAGGAUAAAACCCCUGUUGCUGUAAAAACUUGCAAAGAAGAUCUUCCUCAAGAACUGAAAAUAAAAUUUCUGUCUGAAGCCAGAAUACUCAAACAAUAUGAUCAUCCUAAUAUUGUAAAACUUAUAGGAGUUUGCACUCAACGACAGCCUAUAUAUAUUGUUAUGGAACUUGUUCCAGGAGGUGAUUUCCUGUCAUUCCUAAGAAAAAAGAAGGAUGAGCUGAAAACCAAACAGUUGGUGAAAUUUUCAUUAGAUGCUGCCUCUGGUAUGGCAUAUCUUGAAUCUAAAAAUUGUAUACACAGAGACCUGGCUGCAAGGAACUGCUUGGUAGGUGAAAGCAACAUCUUGAAAAUAAGUGAUUUUGGGAUGUCCCGGCAAGAGGAUGAUGGCGUGUACUCAUCAUCAGGCCUAAAGCAGAUUCCAAUCAAGUGGACUGCUCCAGAAGCUCUGAACUAUGGGAGAUACACAUCUGAGAGUGAUGUAUGGAGCUUUGGAAUCCUUCUGUGGGAGACCUUCAGUUUAGGAGUGUGCCCAUACCCUGGAAUGACCAACCAACAAGCAAGAGAACAAGUUGAGAAAGGCUACCGAAUGUCUGCACCACAAAAAUGUCCAGAAGAAAUAUAUAAAAUAAUGCAGAGAUGCUGGGACUACAAGCCAGAAAACCGGCCAAAAUUCAGUGAGAUUCAGAAAGAGCUGUCUUCAAUCAAAAAGAAAGUGACAUAGUGAUGAAGAAGUGCCAAACUCAAUGUCUGGGACUUUAUUUUCCAGUGAAGUAAUUGUUUCCCUCAAACACUAUGCAUUUAUAUACCAUUAUUUGCAAUAUUCUUCUAGGAUUACUUUGAAAUUAACUGGUGUACCAUCUUGAAUGGUGCCUACACCUGCAUUAAAGAUAUAUACUGCGAAAUGCUAUAUAUCUAGUCACAGUAGUACUGUAAUUUAGGUUACAUGUACAUAGGAAAGCACAUACUAUAAAUUUAAGGGACUGUGGCUUUUUUCUGUUUUACAGCAAAUAAAUGCUAGUGACAUUUUCAGAAGUAUUCUACUUUAAGCUGUGCUCCCACUCUGCUAUCCCUGUCCUGUAUGUCAGCAUAUUAAUGUGGGGAUUGUCAUACAUGUUGGCCUUAAAACUCAAGACAGUUUUGACAAGUAUUUCAACUAGAAGCUUUUUUUUAAAUUCUUUCUACAUCUAAUAUAUUUAGGUGAUACUUGGUUUGAAGCAUGAAGCUCGGUUAGAUUCUGGAUGCAAACAUGCUUACCAAAUGGAAAAAAAUCCAGAAUUUUUGGUAGUUGAAUUACUUGUGCAUUUGUUACCAUACAGUAGAAAUACUUCUGACUUUUUAUGUGAUCUAUUUAAAUAAUGCCUUUUUUCUCCUUCAGUGCCAUCAGAAUUCAGUAGCAUGUUUCUUUUAUGGUGACCUAUGUUUAUUUUAGGAAAAAAAAGACCAAUAUAAAGUAUAUUUCUUAGCACAUGUUAAGAAAUACUGCAAACUAUCUGCCUUCCAAAAAAUAUGUGAAAUUACUAGGCCAAGAAAAAGAGGUUUAUUUAUGAUAGCAGCAGAUGACAAAUAUAAUUGAUCUUAGAGGCACUAAAAAAAUAUGCUGCUAGAUUUGCUUUUGACCCUGAUUUUUUCCCUUAAAUUGGUAGAAAUUCUCAGAACCCAGCUGGAGCAUGCAAAAGUUUAUUCUGAACAAAAGAGCAUUUCAUGCAUAGUGUCCAAAGGAAAAUACUACUUCUGUAUGGCAUGAGGAAGUUGUGCAAACAACCAAAAGGAAAGAAGUAUGUUUAAAGCCUCUGACAGGGAACAGCAGAGUAGAAAUACUAACCUUCUAUUUUUCUUACAUUAUUGCAAUCAAAUAUCAAAAGACUGGGGAUAAACAAGGUUUAAAUGCACCAAGAAUAUAAACCUUGUGUUUGUAUAUAUAUACAUAUAAAAUAUAUAUUAAAAAAAAAGCCAGAAAGAAUAAAACCUUACUAGAUAGUGGAGGGAGGAAGUGCACCAUUUGUUACUUUGACUCUGGGUCCUCUUUGCAGCUGGAAUUGUUUUCUAGGGCUCCGAAUAAAAAUAGGAACAAGUUACUGUGUCCCUGUCUGAAUUCCAGCAUUAAGGUGCUUAAAAUACUUCUAGGAAUUUACUGAAAUAUUCAGAUCAAGGGAUACUAGUUGCUGCUAAUGCAAGUAAGAAACAGGGAUUGUAAGUAACACAGCAUCUGGAAUGUUAAUUAGCCUUAUAUUUUAGUGUUACGGUGGGAAUGAGAUGUAGUGAAGUCAGUGGCUACAUUACAUUUUUAUUUCUGUUAGGGUGGCUUUUCUAUUGUCCACAUCAUCUUUUGCUCUCUAAAGUAUAUUUACAGUAGUGCUGAGUGGUGGUUUAGGGCUAUAUGUGACCAAAAUAUGUGUAGGCUAGAAGAAUUUGUCUGUUACAUAGGAAUCCGUGUCCAGCUACAACAGUGAAUGGUUGUGUGGGAUCACAUCACCUGCAUUUGAGGUGGUACUGUCAGUAUCCAGCUGUAAGGAAUGGUAAGUGCUUCUUGCAUUUUGUUAAGUGAUUUUUUUUCUUGGAGAUAAGGAAGCAUUUAUAUACACAUACCCAUUAAAGUGUAGUGCUUGGAAAACUUGGUGGCUUAAAUUAAAACUUCAUUGUAAGUGUACUGGAUAUAUUUACUUAGUUCUGUACUUCAAGUAGCCCAGAGAUAUUUUUCAAGAGCAGUAGGAAACGUUCUUGUUAGCUUGUAUGCUUCUAAGUAGUACACAGAGUCUGUGCCUUAAUUUGCUAGUAUGCUAAUGCAAGUGCAAGUGUACUAAGAUCUAAGAGAUGUUUCACAAUCACUUGGGAAAACCCAUCCAACAGCGUUUCCUUACAUAUGCAUCCCUGAAGUCUGCAAGUAAGGAUGACAGUGUCAGCAUUCAUAGCUUUUCUGGAGAGUUAAUAUUCUUUUAUUAGAGAGAUGGACUGUUUCUUUGCCAUGUGCCCUCUUGACAGCAAGAAAUACUGCUUCAACCAGAUAAAAUGAAAUACUGUUUUAUUCGUCAUAAAUUAACCAGUCACCAUUCUGACUCUCAUAGAAGGAUAAAAACAGUACUAACAUUUUAUUCUGGAAUUGUUAACCUCCAUACAUAUGUAUCACAUUUCUGUUUAAAUUUGAAGUCUUUUUAAAACAGAGAAUUUCUACAGCAUUGGAAAAAUUUGUUACUGUUAUUGAAGUAGGCACCAGUUCAGUUCAAAACUAGUAAUACUUGGGGAGAAUACCAGAAUGGCUUUGUAAAUAUAGAAUAAAUUUCAACACAGGUACAUGUCUUUUCAAUUAUUUAAACUUUUUGUAGCAUUCAUUUAACAGUUUGUGGCAGAAUUUAUUUGUCAUGUCUGACUUGUAAGUGUUGAAACUAUUCAAUUUAGGAAGUGGACUCCAUACCUAUAGCUACUGUAGGCUUCUCACAGGAGCAUUCACAACCAAGCCUGCCAUGCCAUGAAAAUUAAAAGAAAGACAUGGCACUGAAGAAGCAAAGCUGCAAUAUCUUCUCAAUAUGGCCUUUUGAUGACUUAAUCUUGCCAGGUUAAUAUUACCAGGUUAGCCAGGUCAUUUGGCUCAUGUACUGUGUUUAGGGAAGUUAAAAAGAGAAUUUACAAAGAAGUUAAGCUUCAGCCUCUUUGGCAAGCAUGGAUUUCAGGUUAGGUUGUUACACUGGCAUUGUCACAACCAGAGGGACCCCGAGAGAAUCCUGAAUUAUUUUGUGUUGUUAAAUGUAGGAAACUCUAAAUACUGUUAUCCUCAGCUUGUAAUGUGAGAGGGAUUUCAACAGGUUUUCUCUUAUUUUCAUGGUUUUCCUAGCAAUUGCAUUCAUUGUUUUAAGAAAAUUGCUUUGACAGCAAGAAGUGCAUCCUUAGUUUGUUUUUAGUAGAAAAUUAGUGCAUAUUUUCUUCCAAGUCCAGUCCUCAGUGAAGUCAUAAGUUUUUCUCAGCUUCUUUAUUUUAUGAAAAGUAAAAUAGGGAAAGUAUCUUGUCUGGAAACAAACCUUGGUUCAGCAAAGGGUGGUAAUGUAGUGUUAGCAUCCCACAAAGGCAUUAACUUUGAAAUUAGUUCUUUGAAAUUAGUGCAUUUUCAUUAGUUCUGUAAAAAAACAAUGAACAAGCUUUUUGUUUAUCAGCUACAGUUAUAUUGCAUUUCUUCUUAACAAAAAUAUACCCUUUUGCAGAAUUGCUUAAAACUUUUUUGGAAAUUGUUAUUGGGAAGUGCAUCACCAGAAGGCCAUCAGUGAGAACUGUAGCUGGUAAAGCCCAUUCUCACUGACAGGAAAGAGAAAACUGGUUAAGGAAAUAUUAGGUUAUUCAUACUCAAGUAUUUUUUCAUUAAUGUCUUUGACCACCUGUUAUGCUUACUUAAAUACAAGCGCAUGAUUAAACUUGACUAUGAAGUUACCUAUUUGUUAUCUCUUUAUAACUGUUUUGUUACCCCUUUUGCACUCAUUGUAAAGGUAAUAAAAAAAUCAAAAAAGAAGAAAAAUCCUCCACAUUUUUCUGAGGUUACAGUGUAACGAAGGCUCAGAAGUAUUUACAAAUGUCUCCCCUCCAGUUUUCUCAGAUGUGCUACUGCACAAAUAUUAACAACAGUGAUGAAAUACUAGCCCUGUUUCCAGUAUUCUUGCUGUUAUAUCCUCUAAAUGUCAGUGCUACUCACAGACUUAAGGGAGUGCAAUAUUUGAAGACCUAAGCUAGUGUGUAGAUAGUGUCAUCAAACAUGGUAUUCAGCAGUUCUGAGAAUAAUUGAUUGUCACAAAUAAUAAAUCAUUAUAAAGAUUAAAUAAAGAGAAAGAAGCUGAGAGAGUCCACUUUCUGUAACAGCUGUCCUCUUUUUAGGCACUAGAAAUAUUUGUUUGUGCCAGUGCUCUUGGAUUUGUAACAUUUUUAUGGCUAAGCAUAAAAUAGUUUGCUAUUAAAGGAAGAGUUUGCCAAUUAAUGUUUUCUUCUUGUAAAGCACAAAAGGACUUCAGAUAUUGUUGGAAGCUUUCUUCCUAGGCUAGUCAGGCUACCAAUGAAGCAAUGCAUUUUUUUCCUCUUAGAGUGGUUUUCAUGCAGUCCUUCACUUCUAGUAAUUAGUAAUACAGGACCUCAAUUAGUAAUCAAAAGGUGCAUGGCAAGCACAGGGCAAGUCCAGUAUUCCUGAAGUUCCAAACAACCAUGAGUUUUUAAGAGAUCUGAUAAUUUGAAAUAUCAGCUCUAUUGAAAAUGUUUUCUUUUACUCCCCUUUUGCAGAUUUACUGAAAAAAAUAAAAAAGCAGUCCUUAAUAACCAGCAACAACUUACUAGGAAAGUUAAUCAACCUCAGGAGCCUAUCAAGUUUUUCUAAGAGUAACUAUUCCUUGGGGUAGCUUCCCAUUAUAAACACAUAAAGUUUAAACGUGGAAAGCUUCUUCAAAUGGAAGAAUCCAUUCACACGUCACAUUAUGAAAAGUCAAGUAUUACUACCAUUUAUUUCCUCAAAGUGGUACUGAACUGUUAUAUCCAGCUCCUAUAUGAAUUGCAGAGUUGCCUUUUAGUAUGUUAUUAAUACCAACUUUACUUUGCUGAGACUUGAAAUUUCAAACAAGGGAAGAUUCUCUCAUUGAAAAUUCCAGCAAGAUCUGCCUGUAGCUCCAACAUUUUUGCGUAUUUUCACAUCCAGUUAUCAGAGUCAUUGUGUUCAUUGUAAUAAGUACCAUAUAGAACAGGGCUGGAAGCCCCUGACUUUAAACUUUCAGAGUUUGGACCCUAGAAUCCACCUUGAUUUCACUUCUCUGCCAAAUAAGCAAAAGAAAUAUCUGUUUUUCAGCCUUAGUACUACUCUAUAAAACAGAAAGUUUCAGAGGUGUAUUUACUAUUCUCUCCCAGGGAAUGCUACCUCCACCAACAACCCUAAGUUACCAUUAUUUCCCCUUCUCUUUGAUAUAAAAUUUCAGCUGAAAUAUAUGUCCAAGUAUAGAACUUGGGUGUUAACUCAGAUUUAUUUUCAGGCAGUUGUAUAUUAUUGGCUAUUUCAGACUGCCAUUUUCUCAGACAUCAUAUAGGCAGGACUUAAAUUAGAAGUUUCAGAUGGUUUAUUUGGGGGUGGGGGUGUGAGCUAAACAACUAAUCAGUUCAGUAGGUAAAUGGUUGUUUUGUAGGUGUUUGAGAUUGUAGCUGUGGAAGGGUGGUGCAUUUAAAGAUCUCAGAUCCAUAUGCCUUCUUCAAACAAAAAAAUUCUAGGCAUAUUUAGAAAAAAAUGAUAAAUAAAACCCUUAAAUCUAGUUGACUGAGGUAAUGAAUUGAAAACAUAGAAGAGCCAUGAACUAGAUUCUUUCUUCCUCUGUCUCACAGAGUGGAACACCUUGUAAAUACAACUUAAUUGAUUUAUUGUUUACUGAUAAAUACAGCCUCUGAAUCAGUACAGUAACAUAGGAUUCACACUGAGCAGAGAACACUUGGAAGGAUCCUGAAUUGCUACUAUUUGGAUCUGUUGUCUAGUUUUAGAAACACAAAUGUUUAUAGAUAACUACUUAAGUUUUGUGAAUACAGUAAGUAAGCCAGCCCUUGAAACUCUUCAUCAAUAUAAGGCAAUUAGACUUCUUAAAACAAAAAUCAGAACAGUGAUUCCCUUUGCAUUACAGAUAUUGAAAGUAUGUGCCAGCACUUUCCAUUACUAAAAAAAAGAUGCGCUGUACUCUUUUCAGUCAGCUCAGUCUUUCUCAACAUAUGAAGAAUUCCUUUGCUGUUACAUGCAAGUAAUAAUGCAGAAUUCUUGGAUAACUGAUACAUAACCAAUUGACUCUGAUCUGUUGCCUCAAUUCUCAAAGAAUCUUUCUGCUCUCUAAUGAGGGUUGCAGCAAUCUUACACUUCCAGCUGAGCUCUGCUGUAAUAAUCUUUACUGUUGCAUCUCUCAAAUGUUUCCUAAUUCUGAAGGCUCCAUGUAUCACAGAUGGCACUCUUUCACUUAUCAAAUGAAAUUAUUCUGGUGACAGAAAAGUCCAAAUACACUCCUGCUGUUGUUUAAUUAAGAAGUAAUGUGGUGAUGUUAAACUUUAAAACCUGGGGCAGUGGGUUUGUAUGAAAAUGGAAGUAACCAUGAAUCAAGGUAAAACAUAUUGUUCAAAUCACAUUUUUAAUGAAAUUGCAGACCCUAGCUAUAUUACAAAUUGUCCACAUCAUAAGAUACAUCAGAGAAACAACAUUUGUUACUGUCUGGUUUACAAUACUGAACAUCCUGCUCCACACAGGGAGAAUUAAAGAGCUAAAUAUGCUCCUUGACAUUUUGCUGUGGCUAGAUUGGAACAGCGUCUUCCAAAUCAACAGCAAUUACUUAAUUCCACCUCAGCCUUAUUGUGAACUUCCUUCUUCUUAAACAGACCUUUCAGACAGUGUUAAUUUUCACAAUUUUGCUUUCAGGAAUUUGAAUUCAUUAUGUCAUACAACAUUUAUUUACAGAAAUAAUUGUACAGCCCCACCACUAUUAAGUGCUGAACUCUGCAAUUCCAGGAGAUAAGCAUUAUUGUUGUGUACAGGGAACUGCUCUUGCACUGGUUUUCAGUUGAAAUGUCUGUUUACAUGUCUGUUUCCAGUGUUAAUUGUACCAUUACCUGUAAAUCACAAGUUAAUUUGUUUUUUUUAGAAAGCUUCCCACCUAGUUUUCACUAAAAUGCUGAAAACAUGUAAUACGAAAAAACUCCAUGAUACAGGUUCAUCACACAGGACACAUAAGGCAGGCAGACUCCUACAGAGAAACACUGAGGAGUGAAAGCCAGCAUUAAACACCUGCCUUGUACCUUCUGUUAAAGGACUUCCAGGGAUGAAACUGGGGCUGGGGUUGUAGGACUGCUGAUUUUGAAAUUGCAUGUGUUGCUUUUCCUUUGUGUAACUGUUGGCAGCUGGAGACAGAACAGGGGUGUUAGAGAAGGAGGGAAAUUCACAUCACUGGCUUGCCAUCGCAAGCCAGACUUUUGUCACCGGUAGCCUUGAGUGGACACAGAUGCCAUUUGCAGAUCUCUUUAGGUAUCCAGUUCUCAAUUUUGUGCCAAAAUACGCACCAGCAAUAUCAGGUAAAGCACCUUUUAUGCUCUUUGUUGUUUAAAAAUAAUAUAUUUGUGAAACAGAUCGAUAAUACAUAACACUGGAAAUGGGUCCUUCUUCCCUAAAGUACAUGUAAAAUAAAAUUAAAAAAAAAAAGAAACAACAUUUGUGAAUUUAUCUGGCUUUUAAUCAAGUCUGAAAAUUAUAACUAUGUUUUACAGUUGUCAGUUGUCGGUCCUUUAUAAUUUUAAAUAGAUCUGCAUUUUAACUUUAUUUAUUUGCCAAUUUUUAUAUACUUAAAGUUACACUUUAGAACUCAAGCUAACUUUUUAUUUUCCUAGGCUGUUAUGUAAGAGAUUUUCAGUCUUCUUGUAAACUGCAGACCUUUUUUGAAUAGUCCUUUGUCUUCUCCUUUGGACCACUUACCACUAAUGAGUCUGCAGUCCCCGUUUAACUGUACUCUUCCAAUAAAUGUAAAAUAUUUGUAUCAA
This is a messenger RNA of Zonotrichia albicollis (white-throated sparrow), 17357 nucleotides long. The record is from RefSeq and is a predicted model, not a curated record. Lineage: Eukaryota; Metazoa; Chordata; Aves; Passeriformes; Passerellidae.